This is a messenger RNA of Calypte anna (Anna's hummingbird), 15266 nucleotides long. RefSeq names its product golgin subfamily B member 1-like. The record is from RefSeq and is a predicted model, not a curated record. Gene Ontology annotation, cellular component: Golgi apparatus. The coding region runs from base 101 to 14632 and encodes 4843 amino acids. The transcript has 29 exons. NCBI's taxonomy places the organism in Eukaryota, Metazoa, Chordata, Aves, Apodiformes, Trochilidae.
GCGGGGGCCGCGCUGAGGUAAAGGCGGCGGCGGCUGCGAGCAGGAACGCUGCGAGGGGUCCGGCCGCCCCCCACCGCCACCCCUCAGCCAUCGUGAAACUAUGUGGAAAUGGGGUAGUGGGGAGGAUUCUCCUUCCAAAACAGUAGCUGCAGGCUCCCAAGAUGCAGGAAGCAUGUCAGUGACAGAUUUGACUGAACAGCUGAGAAGUACUGAACAGCUGGUAGCACAGCUAAAGGAGCUUGUCAGAGAGAAGGAUGCUGAGCUUCAGAACAAAGAUCUUCAGUUAAAGGAGGAGAAGGAAUCUGCUGAUGCCAAACUUUCCAAGUUGAAGCUGCAAAACAAAGCCAAGGUUGCAUCCUUAACCUCACAACUAGAAGAACUUAAGAAACAGUUAUCAGUGUCAGGGGGCUUAGAGGCAAAAGCAGAGCAAAAAAAGGCAUCAAAAGAGGGAGACCAGGAACAUGCUGCAGCAAAUCGUGGGAAAAUACUAGUGCUGAGAAGGAGAAUUGAAGAACUAGAAUCCCAGAUCACACAAAAAAAUGAAGAGUUACAAAAGAAGAAUGUUGAACUGGAGGCUCAGCGCAGUCGUGGAGCUGAAAUGGAUGCCAUGCUGGCAGAGAAAGAGAAGAAGCUGGCUGACAGAGAUGCCUACAUCAUUGAUUUACAGAUGGCAUAUGGAUCAAGUGGUGUUGCCAAUGAAAUGCUUUUGCCCAAUGAAGAAUUGAAGAAUCAGCUGGCUGUUAAGGAGUCAUCACUACAGAGCAUGGAGAUUCUAGUUCAGAACCUCACCAAGAAGGUUGGGGACAGUGAAGAAAAAUGUAGCUUGUUCAAGGAACAAAUUGAGAGUCUUAAAAAUAUUCAGAGCAAAGAAAGAGAGCGUUUCCAAGGAAAAGAAGCUACCUAUAUGGAAAAUGUACGUGUGUUUCAAAAUAUUAUCCAGGAGAAGGAAAAGGAACUGGUAGCACAGAGAGAAAAGCAUGAGCAGGAGCUCUUUAAAUUAGCUGCUAAAUCUGAUGCAAGUGCUGACCUAGAGCAGCUACUAAAGGCCUUGAAACAGAAGCUCCAUGAAAAGGAAGAAGUCAUGCUGGGAAGGACACAGGUGAUAGAUAUCUUGCAGAAAGAACUGGAUGACAAGGAUCAGCAACUGAAAGAGAUUAAUGAAAACCUGAAACGUGUUGUGUCUGAAAAAGAAAACCUCCAGUCUAAACUGGAUGCUGAGAAACAUGUAAUGAGAGCCCAGUUAAAAGACAUGAUGGAGAAACAUGAGCUUGAAAUGACAAAAGUGAAGGAGAAAUAUAAUGCUGAACUGCAUGAAAUUCAAGAGAAACAUGAAACUGAGCUGCAAGAGAAAGAUCAGGCCCUAGUUCAGCUUAAGAAACAAGUGGAAGAAUUAAGUGGUAGAGGGCAAAGUAAUGCAAAAGAAGUUGGAGAUCUGGAGUCUAUAACCAAAGAGAAGAUGGAAGAUUUAGAAGUACAAGUGAAAUUGAAAACAGAAGAGGCCAGCAAAUCUGAAGCAAAGUUUCUGAAAAUGAAGGCUUGGUCUAAAUCAAGAAUCAAACAACUAGAGGAUGAGCUAAAAAAUUUUUCAUCAAAGAAUAAUGAUGUCUCUGCCUUAAACAAUCGUGUCUCAGAAUUAGAAACUGAAAAUGAAGAACUACAGUCAAAACUGCAAUCAUUACAUGAAAUCAGAACUCAAAAUGAAGAAUUGCUGACUAAGCUGGAAGUCUAUGAAGAGCAGCAAAGGAAGUUGCAAGCUGAUCUUGACCAAGUUACAAAGAGGGCAGCUUCACAGGCCAGUGAAUCAGGUAGUGUGGAUGAGUUGCAGAGUCAGCUCUUGGAAUGGCAAGAAAAUGUACAAGAGUCAGAGGAGUCCCAUGAUCAAGUCAGAGAAGAGAAAUCUGCUAUGGCCUUGAGAAUGGCUCAGAUUGAGGAGGAGAGAGAAGGACUGAUUGAGGAUGACUGGUUCUUUCCUGGCUGCUCUGAUCCAGCCAUGGUCUCAGGGCAACAGGAGCUGGAGGAGGAACUGACCACAGUUCAAGAACUGGGCAGGCUGCAGCAGGCAAGAAGAAAAAGCAAUCAGACCAGCAGGAAGCUACAGGAAGAAUACAACUUUGAUAGAAAACAAUGCUUUCAGGAAUUGAAUGUCACCUUGGACAGUACUGAUUCAGCAGAAGGAGAAAAUAUGGGAGGUUGGUGGCCAGAGUACACUUCACCCAAUGCAGGUUUACGAAGUGUGGUUGAAGAACUGGAAUUGGAAAGAAAUCAACUGCAGGAACAAAUUCUUUGUCUAGAAGAGCGUUGUCAGGAUUUGGAAGAUAGAGUACAGCUUCAAAGUAGAAUGGAGGCUCUUCAGAAUGAAAACGAGCGUUUGCAAACUCAGCUGGCCCAGCUACGCACCCAGCAAAUGCGAGAUGCAGAAAAGAACCAAAUUCUGAUCUCUGGCUUGAAUGAGCAACUUAAGGGACUAAGUGACAGAAAUAACUUCCUUGAAACUUCACUUGGAGAAAGAGAACAAAAACUGUUGAGCAUGACAGAAAAACUUGAACAACUUGAAACUUUGAGGAAACUGCUUCAGGAGAAGGAUCUGCUGAACAAGGAGCUUGGUGAAAAGCUUGUACAUACUGACCAAAGACUGAAUGAAGCCUUAAAGAAAUGCAGCAUUUAUGAAGUGGAGAACACCGAGCAGAAAACACUCAUCAGUGACUUAACAGAAAAAGUUGCAGUGCUGAAAGAAAAGACUUUGAAGCAAGAUGGCGUGGUAGAGUCCAUACAAAUGGAUCUGGACCAGACAAAUGAAGAACUUGACAAAUUGAAUACCAGCCAUUUAGAGGAGAGAUCUCAACUUAUUCAAGAUCUCCAGAAGUGUGAAAGAGAAAUUGAUAAUCUUAAAGAUGCACUGGCAGAAAAAGACAGGGAGAUGUCUGCCCUGUCUUUGAAUAUGACAGAAUAUUCUGAGCAGGUUAUCAUCCUGAAGCAUCAAGUGCAAUGCAAAGAGGAAGAAAUACGAGGGAUGGAAGAGGCUUUAUCAAAGGCUGAAAGAGAAACACAUUUAUUGAAAGAAGUACAAACAGCUGAUGUAAGAGAUGCAAGCUUGAAGAUAGCUGUUCUUUCUGAGGAGAGUAAUGCAAUGAGGUUAGAACUAGAAAGGAUUCAAGUUGAGAAUGAAGCUAAAACCAAAGAAAAUGAGGAAUUAAUCAGACAAAGCAGUGAGAGCAGCAUUACAAUUAAAGAUCUCCGUUCUGAAAUCCAAGCCAACAGUGUUGCCUACCAUAAUAAACUUGUGGAGUGUGAAUCACAGAUUACAUUGCUGAAAGAGCAAAUUAGUAAAUCAUCUGAAAAGCUACAAGAAGUGGAGGAUAAACAUAGAAAAGAAACUGAAUAUUUGAAAUCUCAGCUUGAGGAAAACAACACUCUAAAGGAAAAACGGAAUGAUUUGCUUAAAGAGAAAGAGAGUGAAGUGCAGACACUUGAAAAUGAGUUAAAAUCAAUUAAAGAUUCAUACAACAAACUGGUUUUGGAAAAUGCAAAAAAAGAUGAGGAAUUGACUGAAUUAUCUAGGAAGCUUAUAGAACAUACUGACCACCAGGAAACAAUUAAAAAAGAACUGCAUGAGAAACAAGAGUUCAUUACUUCAUUAGAGCAGAAGGUUCGAGUUUUGGAGCAGCAAAAUGAAGAGAUUGAGCUUAGAUUAACUGAAGAGCUGAAAGCCAAAGAGACACGUUGCAAAGACCUUAAUAACCAAUUAAAUGAAAUACAUAAACAAAUGAGCAAGAUGGAAAUAGAGACAGAGGAAAAAGUUUCAACUAAUAAGAGAUUGCAGGCAGAGCUAGAAGGGAAAGAAGAAAAAUUGGCAGAGCAAAUGAAAGCAAAUGAAUAUCUGAAAAAAAGUAUAGAAUUGGUAGAAAAGGAGAAGCAGCAGCUAACAAAUGAAAAUGAGAAUUUGUUGAAACUCCUGGAUGCAAAAGAAAGUGAAUUGUUAAAGAAAAUCCAGGCUGUGGCAGAAAUAGAGAAUAAGUUAUCAGUUAGCACUGCUGAGUAUGAAAAAACCCUUUCAGUACUAAAUUGUGAUAAAAACAGUCUGGCAAAAGAAAUUGAACAACUUUCUGUACUUGCCAAGCAACAAGAAAAAUCUGUUGCAGAACAGCUGCAAGAGAAAACAAAGGAGUGUAAUGUGCUAGCUGAUCAGUUGUCUGAAAGCAAGGAGCAGACACAACAGUUGCAGGAACAAAUGCAAUCACUUCUCAUUCAGCUGAAGGAUACUAGAGACAAAGAAAUAAAGAAGGAAGAAAUGUUAAAUGAUAAGUUAUCUGAAUGCAGUAGGCUAAUGCAGGAGCUCAGCCAUAGUAAUGAAAAGAAUUUACUGUUGCAGGAACAAAUUCAGAGCAUAAAUUUGGAUUUUGAAGCUGCAAACAGGUCUCUAGAAGAGAAAAUUUUUCAAAAUGAUUCCUUGCAUAAGGAAAUGGAAGAGAGCAGAUCUUGUAUUGUGGAGCUGCAGGAUGAAAUUAAAAAACUGAAAGAUGAACAAACAAAGCUAUCUGAGUUAGUAGAAGAAAGAGACCUGACUGUAAAAACUCAGGGUUCACAACUUGAAAAGUUUCAUAGGGAACUUUCUGAAAAAAUGGAAGAAAGCACAACGUUAAAUAAUCAGCUACAGCUAUUGAGCAAAGAAGUAGAUGUGCUUAAGCUUGAAAAGCAGGACUUUUCAAGCCUAUUGAGUGAGAAAUCACAUGAAUGUGAAGUUCUUCAGUCACAGUUGGUACAGCAACAGUCUGAAGUUACUUCAGCAAGGCAGCAAGCACAUACAGCAGCUGUAGAGAAUGAAAAGUUGAAAGUAGAGAUUGAAACAGUUAAUGUUACAGUAAUGAAAAAGUCAGAGGAAGUAGCUGCUUUAACUUCACACUUGUCCCAACAAGGUCAUAAUAUUUUAGCUCUGAAGGACCAAAUUGAUGGCCUGUUGCUUGAAAAAGAAAGCUUUAAAACUGUUCUUAAAGAAAAAGAAACACUCCUGGCUGAAAAGGAGGCUUUGAUUCAGCAAAUGAAAGAUAGCAAAGUGGCAGGAGAAGGGCAAUAUAUGCAAAUCAUUUCAGAUCUGCAAAACCAAAUACAAGCCCUAGGUUUUGAAACCAACCAGCUUAGACAUGCAAUGCAGGAAAAAGAAAAUGAAUUUAAGAGACAAGCACAAGAAUUAAAGUUAUUAAAAGAUAAAUCUGAAGAAUCUGAUGUACUUAGGGUUCAACUGUCUGAGAAUAUGGAGGUUAUUUCUGACCUUCAGUGUCAGCUUAGAAAUGCUACAGAAAAAUCAUCCCAGUUGAAUGAUUCAAUUAUACAGAAGGAUGAAUCUUUAAAACAAAAAUUAGAUGAAUCCAUCAGUUUAAAAGUACAGCUUUCAGAGGUACAGGAAUCUUCUGUUUUGCAGCAGAAACAAUUGGAGCUUUUAGCCUCUGAAGCAGAACAAUUAAAAGUACUUGUUUCAGAAAAAGAUUUAACCAUCAACAAUAUUUCAGCAUCUAGUGAGAAUUUAAGGAUGCAACUUCAAGAGAAAGGGGAGGAGUGUGAGGUCUUAAAGAAACAAGUGGUAGAGCUGGAGGAAAUGAGAGUGAAUUUACAAAAAGAAAUAGAAAAUCAGAAGAAUGUAAUAAUGGAGAUGGACCAAUCGUUGUCAGAAAAGGAGUCUUCUCUUAUGGAAAAUAAAAUCCUCAUCAAAAAUCUGAAGGAGAAAGCAGGGAAAGAUGAAGAGAAGACAAAUCUGAUUUCUCAGCUCCAAAGUCAGAUACAGGAACUAACACAGGAACUACAGAAAUCUAAAGAACAAGUCAGUGAGAAAGAAAAUGCCUUUUUAUCUCUUCAGGAGAAAAUGGAAGCACAGCAUGAACUAAGAACUGAGUUGAAUGAAGCUCUUGGGAAAAAAGAAGAAGUUAUUGCUGGACUCCUUAAUUCUUUAAAGGAAAAAGAUAGCAGUAUAGAGCUGGCAGACAGCAACAUUGGUGUUCUUUCUAGUGAGAUUGAGGUACUCAGAGAAAAAUUAGAACAAAGCAGUACAGCCAUGAACAAACUUACUAAGGAAUUUCAGGAAAAGAAGGAGAAGCUUGAUAUUAAUCAGAAGGACAUUGAUUCUUUGACAAUUGAACUUGACUCUCUUAAAAAUGAACACCAAAAAGCUCUGGACCAAAUAAGGGCACAGGAAGAAGAACUCCAGCAGAAAGAGUUGGCUGUGGAGUCUCUGCGUGUGAAGUGCACUGAACAGGCAGAGAGCAUAGCAUCUCUGAACUCAGAGUUGAACAACAUAAAUUCCAAAUCAUCUCAAGACUGCCAUGAAAAUGCACUUUUAAUAGGCAGCCUGCAGACCCAGGUGGAGUGUUUACAGAAAGAAAAAUGUCUUUUGCAGGAGGAUGCUCAUAAACUGAUGGCUGAAAACACACAACUCACCGAACUACAAUGUAAUUUGCAAAAGAAAUUGGAAGAGCUCCAAGAAAUCAAUGAAAAACUAGAAACCAGUGAGAAUUAUUCAAGAAUGCAGAUAGAUGCUGUUAAAAUGCAGAUGAAGACUGAAAAAGAGAAGUUACAGAUGCAGGUUAGUGUGAAAGGUGAAGAACUUUCUAAAUUGGAACUUAAAUUUGAAACUCUAGAACAAAGUCUACUUGAGUCAGAAAACAAAUGGGUGACAGAACUUGACAGGGCAACUGUACAAAAUAAUUUACUUACUGAGCAAUUGGGGAGUUUAGAAAGUGAAAUGAAAUCAAAGGAUAGCAAAAUCCAAGCUUUGCAGCAAGAGUUGGAUCUUAUAAAAGAGGGAUUAACUCAAACCUUAUCUCCAUUACUUAAUAGUAGGCUUUUAUGUAAAGAAAAAAAGGCUCAGACUUCAGAUUCUGAACUGCAGCUAACUCAUAGUAAAAUUGAGCUGGAAAAAUUCUCUGCUCUGAUAACCACUCUUUUGAGCAAAGAAACAGAAGGGGAAGAGUUGCAACUGGUGCUUUUAGAAAAACAGAAAGAAAUAGACACCAUGAGAAAUCAAUUAAAAAGUCUGCAGUCUCUUGAGAAGGAGAAGGAGCUGUUGCAGAAUGAUUUUGAAAAAAUGGAGGGCAAAUACAAAUCUGAAAUUGAAUGCCUGUCAAAAGAAAUGGUCAUAGUCAAGGAAACAUUAUGUGAACAACAGUCUCUCUUGCAGGAAAAGGAAGAGUCUUUUGCAGAAAUAAAUAAGCAGGUUGAAUUCCUUCAAGAUAAGGUAAAUAAAUCAGAAGAAUUAGCAAGAGCCAGCGAAGAAGAACUGCAUGUGGAAGGUAAAAAAGUAGCAAGUCUUCUUGAAGAAAUGGGAAAAAAAGAUGAACUCAUUGGAAACUUAACUUCCCAAGUAAAUCAGCAGAAUGAUUUAAUUUCUGGUCUGAGCCAGCAGCUGAAAGAAAAGGACUCUUCUGUUACUCAGAUCAUGGAGUCAUUGUCUAAUGAAAUGCUGAAUUUUUCUGAAGAGAGAAAUACAUUAAACACCAAACUGCAGGAUCUUGAAGCUGUUCAUAAUAGUUCUGUGGGAGAGCUGAACCGAGUACUGCAGGAACUUGAGGAGUGUAAGAAAGAACUGGAGCAGAGUCAGGUUACAUUAAGCAGUAGGGAAGCAGAGUUUAAAGAUUUAAUGAAUGAAAAAGAGGAGAUGCAGUGUAGUCUUGAGAAAAUGGGCAAAGAAAAAGAGAAUCUGAAAAAGAAACUUCAGGCAGCACUGAUAAUAAGAAGAGAUCUCAUGCAGAAAGUUGGAAAACUGGAAAAGAGUGGACAGGAAGAAAUAGAAAAAGAGCAAAAAAAAGCAGAGGAAUUGUCAAAGACAGUUAAUGAGUUAUCAGACAAGCUGAAACUAGUUGAAGUACAAAAUAAAGAUUUUGAGUCUCACCUUGGAACUUUGAAGCAACAACUUUUAGAAAAAGAUGCAAGGAUAAGUGAUUUGACUGCAAUUGUGUCUUCCAAGACCUCCUGUGUAGAGGAACUUCAGGGCACUGUUGCAGAACUAAAUGAUAUUAUUGUUGUAAAGCAAAAUAUAUGUGAGCAAAAUCUAAAGUCUUUGGAGGAAAAGGACUGCAUGCUUGCUCAGAUGCAAUCUGUGCUUGAUGAGAAAGCAAGGGCACAUGAAGUGGAAUGUUCUCAGCUACUUUUAGCUCUUGAAAAGGUAAAAUCUGAAGUUAAAGAAGAAUUGUUAAAAGAAGAAUUGUUAAAAAAUUCCUGUUCAGAAGAGCCCAAUUUUAGUGCUGUGGACAGGAAGAAACAUCUAGACCCCAACAGUGACAUUAAUGUCAUGAGCCAAUUAAAAAAGGAAAAAGAAGCCUUAGAGAGGGAUCUUUUGCUCAGGAAAGAAGAUAUUAAAAAAAUUCAGAAAGAAAGAGAAGAGCAUGCUAAACUUGCAGCAGAUUUUGAUGAACAAAAAAACCAUCUUGAGAAUCUCAAAGAAGAACAUAAAGCACUCCUGGAAGUUCUUCAAACAAAAUGUAAAGAGCUUGACUUGAAUCUGUUAGAAAAGCACCCUCUGGGGGAGAAGUUGGCUUCGCCUAAGGCAGUGCUGGGAGAAGAAGCAGUUGACCUGGGGAAUUUGGAAUCAGACAAACAAGAAAGCAAAAUUCAGCUUGUGUCCUUAAAAGAGUCAGGAAACACAAUCCCUUCAGGGGCAAGUAAAGACAGUGAGCUAGAAGAACUAAGAAGUAAUUAUGCAAAACUUUGGGAGGAAACAGAAAUGUUAAAGAAAGAGUUGAGAAAAUUAUCAGUUGAAUUUGGUGAUGAAAGAGAAGAAAUGGUGAACUUAAACUCUUUGGGACAGCAGGAGCAGCACCAGGAGCAACAUAAGCACAGCUGGUUGGAGGACAUAAAGCAGCUACAGAAAAAGCUGGAGGUGCACGAGGCUGAAGCUAGAGACAUUAAGACAGAGCUUGCACGUGUGAAUAAUGAGAAAGAAGCACUUAUUAAAAGAAGUGAAGAGGAUCACAAGAUGAGCCAGGAGAAACUAGAGAGACUGAGAAUUGAAGUGAAGAAGGAGAUUGGAGAGAAGAACGAGGAAAUUGAAGUGCUGCGUUGUUCACUUGCAGAUUUCAAAGAGAAACUUGAUGUGGAAAAGGAAUUAUUAAACAAAGCUAUAAAGGAGAGCCAAGAAGAAGCUCAUCACUACAAAACAGCUUUUGAAGAAAUGAAGGGUGAAAGAGAGAAGCUUGUCAGUUGUUUAGAAAAGUCCAAUUUGGAACUAAUGAAUACGAGAGAGGAGGUAAAACGUUUCAGUGAGGAAAAUGAAAAACUGCUGGCAGAGCUCUGUAUGCUGCAUGAGAAGCCUGAGCUGAACAGACCUCUGGGGUCUUGCAAAGAGCUUAAGGAAGAAAAUGAUACUAAAAAGGAAUUGGGAGAGUUUUGUUUGGAAAGUGAUUCCCUUCAAGGAAAGGUACAAGUUUUUACUGAUUACUCACAGAAAACCAAACUGAGAGAUGAAACAGAAUGUCAAGUUCAGAAACAUACACAAAUGACUGAAGAGCCAGUGGCAAAAGCAACAAAUGUAAAUGAUUCCAAACCACAAGAGCAAAGAACUGCAGCAGAAGAGAAGUCCAGAGAGCGCCUGCAGAGAAAAUUACAGGCGGCUUUAAUAUCACGUAAAGAAGCCCUGAAAGAAAACAAAUGUCUUAAAGACCAGAUUGAUAAACUGAUGUUGGAAAGAGAAGAACUAAUGAACAAGACAGGUGUGCUUGAACACUUGUUAGAGGUUGGCAGAGAAGAACAAAGGUCAAAUACUGUUUCUGCUUUGGCUGAGGAGGAGAGCCUCGUGUCUGAAAACGCGAGACUCUUGGCUGAAAAUGAAAACCUCACCGCAGCGUGUGAAAGUCUGAAAUCCACCAUGGAGACCAUAGUUCAGGAAAAAGAGGCCUUUUCUUUCCAACUAAAUACCUUAAAAGAUUCUCAGACAGUUGAAUUAACAGGAUGGAAGGCUAAACAUAGUGAAUUAAAACAGGAGUAUGAAUCGCUUCUUCAAGCUUAUGAGAAUAUCAGUAGUAAAAUAGCAGAAAUGAGGCAAGUUAUUGAUCUGACUAGAAAAGAGAAGCAAGAGGCUAUUCAAAGACUCAGGGAAGGAGAAUCUGAGAAGGAGGCUCUUGAGAAGCAUUUACAAAGACUCCUUGAUGAAAAUGAGCUUAUUAAGAAUCAACUGAAACAACUCGGUGAAUCCAAGAAAAUGGAAGUUGAGGAGUUACAAAGCAGAGCAGAAAGGCAGAUCCGUGAGCAAGAGGCAAGGAUGCAAGAACAUCAGGAUCGUCUUCAUGAGCUCACUGAUCAGAAUCAUCAACUAAUGGAGGAAAAUGAGCAGCUGAAACAAACUUCUGAGAAUUUAAAGCAGGCUUUAGAGAAAAUUCAUCAUGAAAAUGAUACCCUUCAUAGUGACAUGACUGUAACUAAGGCAGCUCUGGGAGAGCUCCAAGUUCAAAUGGAAGUGUACCAGAAUGAUACACAGUCUAAAAUCAGUGAUGCUUUACAUGCAAAUGAAUCAUUGCUGAAGGAUGUUAGUGUGUUAAAGGAUAAGCUCUCUGAAAAAGAACAAGAUGUGCUUGUCCUAGAACAGGAAAGAAACUUAAUUUCAGAAAAAGUGAAAGAAACUGAAAGAUCUUUGGAUCAUAAAAAUCAUUGCUUAACAAGGCUGGACAUGGAAUGUAAAAGCCUUACCCAAGAAAUUGUUAGUCUAAAUGAGAAAGUUAAGAUUUUAGAGGAUGAUAAAUGUCUGUUACAGGAAGAAUUAGAAAAUGUGCAAGAAAGCUCUUAUAAAGUAAAGAAUGAGAGAGAAUUUCUUGAGACAGAAUUGCUUAAUCAUGUUAAAAAAAUUGAUCAUCUUACUGAUAGAAUGAAGUCAGCACAGGUACAGAAUAACUUGCUAUUACAGCAGCUGGAAGAAUUAAAGGCAGAAAAAUGUAUUGUGGUUAGAGAAAAAGAAGAACAGCAGUUACACCUUGUAAAAAUGUUUGAAGAGAAGGUGAAAAGUGCUCAGAGAGAUAAUAAUGGAAGUAAAAACAGAACAAAAGAGUUGCAAGAACUCUUAAAGGAGAAACAGCAGGAGAUCAACCAUUUGCAAAAGGAUUCUAUAAAGUUCCAGGAGCUGAUCCUCGAUUUGGAAAGAUCUGUGAAACUGUCACAGUCAAGAAGUGAAAAGUUUGAAAAGGACUUAAAUAAUACGUCAGAAAAGCUUGCAAAAUCAAAUGAAGAAAUCCAUCAUCUCAAGGCAAAGCUUUCUUCACUGAUGGACUUGUUGGAUCAGUCAAGGAAUGAGGUGGACAGGCUUAGAGGUGAGAAUCUCAAUUGGAGAAAAGACCUUCAGAAGAAAGAAGACGAAUUACAAAUUCAGAAGAAAAAAUACGAGAGAGAACUGGAAUUUAAUCUUCAACAAUUAAAAUUGGUUCACAAAGGAGAAGUUUUGAACCUGGAAGAAAGACACGGUGCCCUUGAGAGAGAAAAAGAUAGGGCAGUUAGUGAGAUUCAUGGUUUGCAAGAAGAAAUUGGUGUUAAGGACUCUCAAAACAAGCAACUUCAAGCAGAGUUGAAUGCAGCUUUGGCACGAUUAGCUGCUUUUACAAAGUCUAUGUCCUCUCUUCAGGAUGACAGGGACAGGGUAGUCACUGAAAUGAAAACCUGGGAAAUGCAGUUCAAGGAGGCCAUCCAAAAUAAAGAGAAACAGAUAGAAGACAGUAAUAAAAGAAUAAUGUGUUUACAAGAGGAACUGAAAGAGAAAAUAACUCAGAUUGAAGAACUGAAUAUCAAGUAUUCUGUGGCAGAGGAGACAAAGGAUGAACUGUAUUUGAGGCAAAAAUCUGUUGAUACACGAUGCUAUGAAGAGCUCUGCAGAAUAAAGGAGGAAAAUACAAUUAUUUUUAACAGGCAGCAAGAACUGGAGAGUGUUCUUCAGUCGAAAGAAGAAACUUUGCAAACACUUCUUAAAGAAAACGAUUCUCUUAAUCAUCUCAUAGAGAGUAGUAAGAGUGCAGGAAGAGAGAUAAAAGCUCUGGAAAGUAGUUUUACAAGACAGGAACAAGAACUGCAGCAGCUUAUAGCUGAGAAGGAAAAAAUCAAUGCUGAACUGAAAAAGCAGGUUACUAUUUCUGAGCAAAUGAAGAUCAUGCUAAAUAAUAAAGACAAAGAAAUUUCCUUGCUAAUUUCUUCAAAAGGUGAUGAAAUUUCUGACUAUCUGACUCAGGUACAGACUCAACACAGAGACCAAAUCAAAGAAUAUGAACUUCAGUUAAGGUCUUUGCAGAUGGAGAGGCAGCAGUCUGAGGAGUCCUGUCAGAGGAUGGAAAAUGAACUGAGAAACCUCCAGGUGAAAGCAGACAAAGCCAGUCGAGAUAAGGCUGCAAUUACCAGUGAAAUAGAGGCCUUUAAAAAAUCAAUGUCAUCUCUUCAGAAUGAUAGGGAUGAUCUUUUUUCUAAGUACAAAGAGCUGGAACAUCUUCACCAGGAUGUCACACGUCAGAGGGACAGUCUUUUAGUGGGCAGUGCAAGUGAGAAUAAUGCAUUAAAACAAGAACUGAGGAGGCUUCUCAAUCAGAUAGAUGAUCUUCAUUCUGAAAAUGCAAUGCUGAGUGCACAGCUGAUAAAGUACAGGGAAGAUCUUAACCAGGUUUUAUCUUUGAAAGAUCAUCAGCUGAAAGACUUACUGAAGCAGAAAUUGGAUUGUAUUAAAAGCCUUGAACAAGAAAAAUAUGAUCUUCAAAAACAAAUAAAAGAAAUGCAGCUCUCCACUGAACUGCAAAAAGAUUCUGCUCUCACUUUGGAAUAUGAAAAUAAAAAAUUGGUGUCUAAAGUAAAUGAUCUGGAAUCCUUAAUUGCAUCAUUAAACAAAGAGAAACUUGGGUUUGAAUCUGGAGGGAAACUGCUGAGUGGUGAUGGCAUUCAGAAAAAAGAAUCUGUAUCCAAUGGACAGUAUGGGGAAGAUCUUCAGAAGCAUAUUCAAGAGCUCCAGAAGUCAAAAGGCAGAAACAUGAAGGGUACAGAUGAGGAAUGCAGUAAGACUCUUUUGACACUGAAACAUGGAGAUGAACCUGGUUCUUUUGCAACUAUGAUUUUAGAAGUUCAGUCUCAAAAUACUGAGCUGAGGUCCCAAAAUGAGGCCUUUGGGAAAGCAAUGACUGCUCUGCAGAAUGAUAGGGAUAGGAUAAUAGAGGACUUAAAGGAACUUCAGAGCAAAUACACAUCUGAACUUGAGACAGAAAAGAAGAAAGGAGAUGAACUUCAAGCUGCUUUGGAUGGCUUUAAAAUACAUCUUAUCAGUACUCUCAAAGAAAAUUCUCUUCUGAAGCAGGCUAGUUUUGAUGCUGCAGAUAAGGUUACACUUGAUCAGAUUGCUGCUGAAAUUGAAACUCUCUGUGGGACUUUAGUCAGUCGUGAGAUGGAGAUUAGGAGGCUCUCCUCUGAGUGUGGGAGUUAUGUUCACCAGCUUGAAGCAUUUUCCAAAGCUAUGGCCAGUCUUCAGGAUGACCGAGACAAAUUGCUGCAGGAUCUCAGCAAUCAGAAGGCUAAAGAAGGAGCCAGCCUUGCAGCUGUUGAAAUAGCAAAACUGAAGACCAAGGUUGAUGAUUUGGAGAAGGCAUUGCAUCAGACAAAAGCCUUCCAAGCAGAAACUGAGAGAGAGAUCACAUCAUACCAGAAGGAGCUUGCUGGAUUAAGAAUGGAAAAAAACCUCCUCCUCUCUGAGUCCCAGGCACUGCAAAAUCAGUAUCAGAUCACAGUUGCUGAGAAAGACCAACAGAUUGCAGAGCUACAGAAGCUGCAGCAAGACAUGAUUGUUAAGAAACCUGUUUCUGCUGGCAGCAAUUACCCAGUCAAGGUUUUAGAAACUGUCUCCCUUGCUGGAAGUGCAGAUACACCAGAGGAGAUCAGAAAUGCCUUGGCUGAGAAGAAUCAGCUUCAAACUGAACUGCAGCGCUGUCUCCAGGAGAUACAGCAAAAGGAGCUGCAUUUUCAGCAGGUUAAUUCCAAGUCAGCAGAAGAGAAUGCUGUCCUGUCUGCCCAGCUGAAGACUCUUUCACAGACUCUAAGGGACAACCAGCUUCGUUACACUGACUUGCAAAAUCGUUACUUAAGACUGGAGAGGGAAUAUCAGACAAUGCAAGUGACAUCUUUCCAAGGCUCUGUUCAGGAUGAAACUAGAGCAGAAGUUCCCCCUGGAGCACCACAGGAAAGAUCUGCAGUUAUUGUUGAAAUAGACAAUAUGGAGCUAAAUGAGCUCAGAAAAAGGCUUGCAGAGACAGAGCAACAGUAUGAUUCAGUGCAGCAGGCUCUCUCACAGCUUACAGAAACACUGGCAGAAGAGAAGAGGAGGAGAGAAGCUGCAGAAGAGGCUCUUGGACUCUCUGAGGAGCAAAGUAACAGAUUUGAAGUAAGCAGUUACAGAGCUGUACCAAGUGAAUACACUGUUCAGAUGGAAGCUGAGGAGGAAAGGGAAGCCUUAAUCAUCAAUCCUAGUGAACAUGUGAUUGUGCGAAAGAUGAAAGGAGGAGCCCUUUCCUUCAGAAGAUGGCUCCGAGGACGAAGUCUUUACUGCUCUAAGCUGCUGACCUCCAGAGCAAAGUCCCGCUAUUUAUUCCUCACCUACCUGGUUACACUACAUCUUGUUGUUUUACUGUGCCUCACUGGGGUUCUCUGAGUACACUGCAUUUGCUGGGUAAAUUAUUUUCCUCUAGGUAAUGAUGUGCCAAUCCAAGAUAAUAGACUUUUCACAUGCUGCUGUUGAGCUAUGCACUGGACACAGUUGUACAUAGUAUUCUUGUUACACGACAUGAAUCUGAAGCUUCUUGAAAGAAAUGUGUGUAUAUCACAGUUGCUCCAAAGUUGACUUGAAUUGCUCUUUAACAGUGGAAUAUUAUAUUUGCUAAGGAGAAAAUAUUCACCUCUGUUGAAUUCACCUCUGUUGGCCCUCUAAGGAAGCUGCUGCAUACAAGUUAUUUAAUAUUGUUCGUGAGUACACAAUGAUUGAAUGCUACUGAAUGGGUUGUAAAUGAUAUCUUUUCUAUAUAAAUUUUAUUUUAAGAGUUAAACUAUAAAUUUUAAAGGAAGAUUCAGCUAUUACUGUUUAUUGACUUCUUGAUUAUAACAAGAAGUUAUAUAGAGUGCAAUAAAGGAAGAACUACUGGAUUUUUUUUCUGAAAAAAAAAAAGAUAUAAGAAGGUUGGGUUUUGGCCAUAGAGUGGCCAUUGUAAUGGCUCUGUCAAGGUGCAGAGAUACAUAUAUUGUAAUGAGGUAAGCUGUUGAUUAAAGAUUCAGAAUUGAGAUGACAUGAA